Molecule: messenger RNA, 1237 nt
Organism: Pipistrellus kuhlii (Kuhl's pipistrelle)
Lineage: Eukaryota; Metazoa; Chordata; Mammalia; Chiroptera; Vespertilionidae
Gene: PRTFDC1
Product: phosphoribosyl transferase domain containing 1
Source: RefSeq, a predicted model, not a curated record
UGCCAUAAAGUGAGCAUGCUAUCAGCAAAUGCCAUCACGGCAUUAAGCUUAACCACUAGCCUCUCUGGUGAUAAAAUAACAACACCCAUGACUUGACUUUAUAGCUUACACCUUAAUCAUUUUUGUGACACAGAGGAGUAACAAUGUGCUAUUGAUGAUGUAAUUGUCAGAAAUAUGUUUUGAACACUCUCUUUGUCAAACUUGAACAAAGCUGCUUUAUCUGCAGGCUUCUGUCUCCCAAGCUCUUCUCCACGUUUUCUUGCGUAAUCUAAUAUGCAUAGUACAUCAUGCAUUUUUCUAAAAGGAACAAAAAUAUUCAGAGAUAGUUAUGGCUUAACAUAUCUUUUCAUUCCUUCUUUCAGAAUUGAGCAGCUGGCUAAGGAUCUUAUUGAAGAUGUAGGCUGUGACCUUAUGAUCCUGUGUAUGCUUAAAGGAGGUUACAAGUUUUGUGCGGAUCUUAAAGAGCACCUUAAGAACAAAAGUUCAGAUAGAUAUGUCUCUACAAAGGUUGAUUUCAUCAGACUAAAAAGUUACAGGAACAACCAGCUCAUGGGCGAGAUGCAGAUGACUGGAGGCUAUGAUCUUUCAACAUUGGCAGGAAAGAAUGUCCUCAUUGUUGAGGGUGUUGUUGGAACGGGGAGGACUAUGAAAGCGCUGCUCAGCAGCAUAGAAAAACAAGCCCCACGAGAUUUGUUGGUGAAGAGGACACCUAGAAGUGAUGGCUUUAGACUUGACUAUGCUAGAUUUGAGAUUCCAAAUUUAUUUGUGGUGGGUUAUGCCUUAGAUUACAAUGAAUACUUCAGAGAUUUUAAUCAUAUAUGUGUGAUCAAUGAACAUGGCAAAGAAAAGUAUGGUGUCUAAAGAAGUAACUUCUCUCCAGAUAACAUCAGACUUACAGCUACAUCCAGGAAGCCACCAUGGGAAGUUUGUCUCCCCAGGCAUCUUCACUCAGCAGGGUAGAAAAAAAAAUGUUUCAAUGACAGAGCUUUCUUUUCUGAGAUUAUAACAUAAAGAGUAUCAAAAGUUCUUAAGGAAAAGAAAGCAAUGUUUUUAUUUGACUUGUUCCAAAUCAAACACUCUGCCUUAUGACUCACAUGGGUUCUACCUUCACACUCCUGAGCUACAUCUUCUUUUGUUUUCAUUCAUGUAGUCAUUGUGCGCCAAUACUUCACCACUACCUAGUUACUCAAAUAUUUCUUACUUGACUUUUUAAAAAAUAUACUCUAUUUCUUUGUAA